UGCCCUUUCGAGCUUCGAAUUAAGUAAGUAAUUCAGCAAUGAAUGGAACAUAAACAAUACAACAGGUAGCAGGUCAAGUUCUCCAAAGACAUUGCCAGUUGCCUAGUUUACGGUAAACGGUGUAUCUACAUGCCGUAGUAGCUUUUGUUUUCGAAUGGGUUGGUAGUGUGUACCCUACAUUGAACCUCGAAAAAAUCCAAGAACGGGGCAUGACAUUUUUUCCAGUUUACAGGUUGUUGACAAGAAAUUAUAGAUGUAGGUACCAAAUUUCCAAGUUUGAACAAGUGAUAGUGAGUUAGUUUUAUUUCGUUUUUAUAAUCUUACCUUGUUGUGCGGGAUAUAAGUACCUGUUUUGUGUGCUAAACUGUUUGAAAAUGCUAAAAUGCAACAUUAGCUGACUAUGAGACGAAUAGUUACUUAUGCAGAGGACCUACAAUAUUUUUCAUGGAUGAGCACUUAAAAUCAUUGCCAAAAUAAGUGAACAAGAUGUACUCCAAAGAAGAAAUCGAGAGAAAACGUUUGGAGGCGCUCAAACGAAUGCAGCAAAAAACAGUUACCUCAAGUGGUUCAGUUUCAACACCAAAUGUGACGAAACCUCCUGCAAUUAGUAAUUUUAUUAACCAAAACCAGUCGUCGUAUUACCGUAACAAUGAAAAUUACAGUUCGAAACCAAAUUUCACAAAUGAAAAUUACCAAAAUAAAAGCAAAAGAGUUUUCAAACAGCAAGGUGUAUCCAAUAGAUACUCCCCUAUGCAGCGUCCAAAUAACUUUUAUGGAAAUCAGCAACCCAUGUGUGAAGCCACUUGCGUUAUGCUUACUAAUAAUCGAUUUGCCGUUGAGACUUCAAGUUAUCAUCAAAAGUUGAUUGAUUUACUUAAAACUAUUCCGUCUCGACUUUAUGAUACUCAGACCAAGACAUGGAAUUUCCACUUUCAAGACUAUGAAACAUUGCAACAAAAAAUUAGUGCCUUACAAGCAGAAGUAACUUUCAAGCCUUUUCCAAUUUUUGUAGUUAAAGCUUUCAAAAAAUUAUCAGCCCAAGAAAAGGAACCAAAAAAAGAUGUAAAUUUUUCGCAAAUUGAUAGUGCCUUGAUGGAUUCUUUGUAUCCUUUUCAAAUAGAAGGAAUUAAAUUUGGAAUACUUAAUGAUGGAAAAUGUCUAAUAGCAGAUGAUAUGGGACUUGGUAAAACAAGGCAAGCGUUAGGAAUUGCUUGUUAUUUUAAAAAAGACUGGCCUCUGAUAAUCAUCACCCCAUCUUCUGUCAGGUAUCAGUGGUCGGAAGCAAUCAUAGAGAGCCUACCGUCUGUACUUGUGCAAUCAAUACAACACAUUACUAAUACUAGAGAUUUGAUGGAAAGAAGCCAAGUAACGAUAAUUUCAUAUGAUCUUUUAGUAAAAAGAAUAGACGAAAUCGCAGCCAAAAAGUUUGGUGUCGUGAUUUGUGAUGAGUCGCACUACCUGAAGAGUGGAAAAACUCAACGAACCAAAGCUGUCCAGAGGCUAGUUGCAAACUGUCCACGCGUAAUCUUACUCACCGGAACCCCAGCUUUAUCGCGACCCAUAGAGUUGCAUCCUCAAAUAAAAAUGGUGAUGCCAUCAUUUAUGAGUUAUAAAGACUAUGGAAUACGAUAUUGCGCUGGAGUACAAAAUAAAUUUGGAUGGGAUUUUAGUGGCUCCUCAAAUUUAAAAGAGUUAGAAAUGCUAUUAAAAGCCUGUUGUUUGAUUAGAAGAUUAAAAACUGAUGUCAUGACACAAUUACCGUCCAAAAUAAAGCAAAAAAUUAUUCUCGACCCUCAAUUAAUCAAAGCUGCAACAGAAGAAAUGAAAAGUGCAUCAAAAAAGCUUGAAGAGUCAAAGGAUAACAGUAAAAAACGCAGUGCGCUUCUGCAAUAUUAUAGUGCAUCAAGUAAAGCCAAAGAAAAGGCAGUUUGCAACUAUAUUACCGAUUUAAUUGAGAGUCAACAGAAAUUCCUUGUUUUUGCACAUCAUCAAAAUAUGUUGGAUGCAAUAUCAAAUUUAUUGGCCACAAAGAAAAUCAUGUACAUAAGAAUAGAUGGGAAAACGAAUCCUGAGCAGAGAAAAUACUUUGUUGAUCAGUUUCAAAAAAGUGAAAAAACGUUAGCCGCAGUAUUAUCUAUAACUGCUGCCAAUGCGGGAAUAACGAUGACGGCAGCACAGAUUGUCAUUUUUGCUGAAUUAUUCUGGAAUCCAGGUAUUCUAAAUCAAGCUGAAGAUCGUGUCCAUCGGAUUGGUCAAACGAGUAACGUCGUGAUUCGUUAUUUGCUGGCUAAAGAAACAGUUGACGACUAUUUGUGGCCAGCAAUCCUAAGAAAAGUUGACAUUCUUAGUGAGUUUGGAUUGGAUCAAAAUUUAGAUUUAGAUAAGGCAUGUGUGGAAAACCAACCAGCGGCAACAUCGAAUCAGCCGAAAAUUGACAACUUCUUCACAUCGCCAAACAAACAAUCGGCAAAUUCCUCGAAAAUUGAGCCUACAGGAAACGCUGAUCUGAGCAACGGGAAUUUAAAAGAUUUAUUGAAUAUGGAUGAUGAGGCGUUUGAAGACAUAGACUUGGAUCAACUGGAAAAUUAGCAAUUCUACGGUGAAAAAGGAAUUUCUUUAUUAAAUUUAUAUGUGCAAAAUUUCUUCAACUGCACAUUUAUUUAUUUAUUUGCCGAAGAGACAAGAAUUUCAUGGUUUUGUGAAGCUUUAAAAAGAAAGUAAAAAAGUUGAU
Copidosoma floridanum is the source of this 2731-nucleotide messenger RNA. It is a transcript of the gene Marcal1, whose product is annotated as SWI/SNF-related matrix-associated actin-dependent regulator of chromatin subfamily A-like protein 1. The record is from RefSeq and is a predicted model, not a curated record. Gene Ontology annotation, molecular function: ATP binding. Gene Ontology annotation, cellular component: nuclear replication fork. Gene Ontology annotation, biological process: replication fork processing; DNA repair. Lineage: Eukaryota; Metazoa; Arthropoda; Insecta; Hymenoptera; Encyrtidae.